AUGUUGUCCACCAAUAUCGUGAAAAACGAAACGCAGAAACAGUCACACUUUGAACAUGAGCCUACAUCCUCCAAAUUUGUGCAUGCUAACCUUCUUCAUCGUGCUGGGCUCCUGCUGGCAGAACUGACCGCCUUCCAAUCAUACCUGCAAUCGCAGAGGAAAGAGGACACUGUCAGGAUCCGCCAAUUCUUCUUGGGUGUUCAAUCCGAGACAAAAAGCUUGGAACGCAUUGCUAAUGUCAUUUCCAAUGAAGGGUUGAUCGCAGAUGACAAGAACGACGCAGUUGAGGCCAAACGCCUACAUGUUCUGCAGAGCUCUAAUUUACCUUUCUAUGAGGUGGUUUGGCAAGUGGCAAUUAGAUGCGAGGGUUUAAUAGCGCUGGGAAUGAGAAAUCGUCGCGUUCGGACCGUGAGCCUGGCGGAUGAGAAGGACUCACCUAAUCACAAUUCUGUGUCACUCGGACAAGCUGGUAUAGCUAGCAAGACCGUAAGAAGGAAGGAUGCAGCUGCAGCAGACAUUGUUGCAGACGAUGGUGGGACUUGGAUCAAGGUGUCUACCAUCACAGAAAAGAGGCUGCUUUUCGAGAUGGCCAAGGAAGGCUGGGAAGGGUAUGAUGAUGAGUCCAGUGAAGAUCACCGUGAUUCCGAUGUUGAAAAUGGAACGCUUCCAGGCGCAACCCGUUGUCAGGCCUAUCGCCUGGAACUUGUACGAUUGGCAGAGGAUCUGAUAAAAGCGGCUUGUGCUGUCAGAGUUCGCUAUCGGCAUCCGAGAAUACAAUUCAUUUUGCCCAGGAUAUUUGAAGGUCGAUUACCAGAGAUCGACUCUGUGAUUCAAGAUCUCAGGAAGACUGGUGUCGAAGUGCAAUGUGCAGCAGAAAUGCAAAGUUGUUUCAACAGGCAGAACCCAACCGUGGAUUCCAGCCACUCUUCGAUAUUUUCACGCAUGCUCCCACGCACCCAUCCGCCUUUAUCGACGGUUCUUAAUAUUGACUGCACCAUUCUUCUCGCCCUGAUUUCUGAUAUCUCGCAUCUGCGAUCCGAAAAUCUGCCCGUCGCACCAGAGGGCAAGUAUCAUUCUGCCAUCACUCGGCAAAUUAAAUCAGAAGAGACGACGCUACUUCUACAAUCAGAACUCUUCCCUCCCCUGGUCGGACGUCAAAUGGAAUGUACCUGGCACGCCGCCCGGCGAAUGAGGGAAAUUGUGCACACAAUGGGUACAGUAGCAGAGAAGGCAAGGGCUGAUAUCAUCCUUGGUGAAGGCGAAUACAAGGAACUACCUGAGGUUGAGCUGUGUGCUAGGCUGAAAGACUUCUCCGACCACGACGUUCCAGUCGGACUACUUUUACCGAUUCGGGUUGUCGAUUUUGAUGCUGAUGCGAUGCUAGUAAAGGACAAGUCCGAAAUUCCCGCUGGAGUGAUGUCAGAGGUGGCCAAAGGGCUCAGUGAAAUCAACAAGAGUGUCUUUCUUUAUGGUUGGUGUCGAUCCAUUGUCACCAUCAGCAGCAAUAGAGCUGUGGCGAAGGAGAUUGAACAAAAGGUCUGCCAGCUGCUUGACGAAAGAGAGAGAAACGCAGACGAAGCCUUACGGGAUGAAGUGACAGGCCCCAACAUCUGGGUCUGCGGUACUGCGAGAAGUCUGAUCGGAAAAGAGAAAGGGAGAAGGGAGGGAUAA
Endocarpon pusillum Z07020 is the source of this 1671-nucleotide messenger RNA. RefSeq lists its product as uncharacterized. Lineage: Eukaryota; Fungi; Ascomycota; Eurotiomycetes; Verrucariales; Verrucariaceae. The record is from RefSeq and is a predicted model, not a curated record. The transcript has a single exon. The coding region runs from base 1 to 1671 and encodes 556 amino acids.